Ixodes scapularis (black-legged tick) is the source of this 1614-nucleotide messenger RNA. RefSeq lists its product as uncharacterized. NCBI's taxonomy places the organism in Eukaryota, Metazoa, Arthropoda, Arachnida, Ixodida, Ixodidae. The coding region runs from base 1 to 1614 and encodes 537 amino acids. The transcript has a single exon. The record is from RefSeq and is a predicted model, not a curated record.
AUGAAUGGGCUCAGCAUUCCAUACCGGAUUUCUGUUGCCUACUUUUUUACCAUAGGGUUAACAGGAACCGAACUGGCCAAGCUUCUGCUUCAUGUCUUGGGCAAGGUGGAAGACGUUGGCUUCAAAGUACUCCGGAUUGUAACUGACAAUCACCGAGUGAAUGUCAAUGCAAUGAAGCAGCUUUGUGGGGGACUCCUUACACAUCAUAUCCUGCACCCAAAUGACCCGGAGAGGAUUCUGUUCCUUAGCUUUGACUAUGUUCACAUCUUGAAGAAUAUACGGUCCCAAUUCCUGGAACGCAACUUUGGAAAGGACAAUGAGAUCAAGUCCUUCUACCUCAAGAAGCUGUACGAGCUCCAGAGAGGGGCGGCUGUCAAGCCAGUCAGGUUCCUGAGUCGCAAACAUCUUUUCCCUAGCAACAUAGAGAAAAUGAAUGCCAAGAGAGCAGUCCAGCUCUUCUCCCCUGAAGUGACCGCUGUGCUCAAGCACAUCCAGGAACAAGCUGGCCACACAAGUGACCUACUGUAUGCGGACGCAGGACCAACCAUCUUCUUCAUGAACUCUGUGGACCGCUGGUUCAUUUUGCAUGAUACCAGUGACUGCAAACAACACAUACACCAACGCUACCCAGAUGUGCGCCAGUAUGAUCGCCCAGACGACCCUCGUCUGGAAUGGCUUGUGUUUUCAUUCCCAGCCUAUCUCGAGCAGGUCAAGAGCACGGCAAGCCCAUCACAGUUCCUGACGACAGAAACCUACGAAGCCUUUCUCUUGACAACAUACUCGACAGUUGCAUGUGUACAACACCUUCUCACCAAGGAAGAGUUUGGAUUUGUACUGACCAGGAAGUUCAGUAGCGACGCCAUUGAGUCCCUGUUUGGCUCAUUGAGACGAUGUCAAGGGUGCAAUGACCAGCUUAGCGUUCGGGCUGCAAUCUCAGGAAUUGAAAAGAUCCUGAAAACUGGUCUCAUCACAGCUUCCCAGCAGAGCAAUGUGUCACAUGCUGCCUCGACCUCAUCGGGUAUGACUUCAGCAAUUCGGUGCAUACCACCAACAGUGUCAGCUGCCACGCCAUUCCAACUUCCACAGAGUGCAGCGGAAAUCUUAGAAAAGCUGUCAGAUCCCAAUGUACAAUACCUGCCAAGCCUCGAGCUGUCGGCGACAGCGCACGUUGGGGGCUGCAUUGCCCGUGUUGUACAAGAACACUUUUCAUGCUUCUUCUGCAUACCUCUUCUUACAAAGCCGAAGACAAACAGUGCCUUGCAAGGGAUCACAAACCACCUGGACCGGGGAGGCCUUUUGCAUCCCUCAGAUGAACUCGCCCACCUUCUAAAUGUCCUCAGGAUGUUUGCAGCGGAUGUGUUGUCGUACGACCUCAGGAACUGGCAGCCCCUCGAAACUCUUGUGAAGUUUGCACUGCCAGCAGUGUAUGACUCUCCUUUGCUGCUCUGCCCAACGAACAACAAGGCUCAUCGCCGUGAACUGAUCCAUCUUGUCUGCACAAAGUUCUUUAGACCACUCCUUGUUAACUAUGCCUUCUGUUACACAGGCAGGAACGAUAGAUUUAAGAUGUUUGCACGAAAGCCUAUAUCUCGGAAGUUUCAGAAGGUGAGGUAG